AUGUACCCGCCAGGUAAACCUGGAGCUUUGCAUGGCGCGUACCUGCCGGGUAAACCUGGAGCUUUGCAUGGCGGGUACAAGUCGAGUAAACUGGGAGCUUUGGAUGGCGGGUUCCCACUGGGUAGACCUGGAGCUUUACAUGGCGCAUACCUGCCAGGUAAACCUGGAGCUUGGCAUGGCGCGUACACACCAGGGAAACCUGGGGCUUUGCAUGGCGCGGUCCCGCUGGAUAAACCUGGAGCUUUGCAUGGCCCGCACCCACCAGGGAAACCUGGAGCUUUGCAUGGCGCGGACCCACUGGGUAAACCUGGAGCUUUACAUGGUGCGUACCCAUCGGGUAAACCCCGAGCUUUGUAUGGCAUAUUCCUGCCAGGGAAACUUGGACCUCCACCAGACCCAUACCUGCCACUUCAACCUGGACCUCCAUUGGGCCAGUACGCGCUACUGCAAGCUGGACCUCCACUGGUCCAGUACACGCCGCCGCAACUUGGACCUUCACUAUGCCAGUACGCGCCGCCACAAGCUGGUCCUCUAUAA
This is a messenger RNA of Schistocerca nitens (vagrant locust), 537 nucleotides long. RefSeq names its product calcium-binding protein P-like. The record is from RefSeq and is a predicted model, not a curated record. Lineage: Eukaryota; Metazoa; Arthropoda; Insecta; Orthoptera; Acrididae. The transcript has a single exon. Bases 1 to 537 code for a protein of 178 amino acids.